AGGCGUCGUAAACCGUUCACGUUACUGUGCUACAAAACAUCAGCAACUGGUAGGGAAGGUUUCGGGCGUUGUCACUUGCAAGAAUAUACAGUCGGAUUGCGAAAAGAUUUGUAAAGCAGUAGCUACACCAUGUCAGCCUACCCAACAGCAUCACCUGAUGGCCAGGCUCCACCUGUAGCGAAACAGCCUAUCCCCGGAGGUCCAGGCCAGACACCUAUGGCCCCAGGGGCAGCUCCUGUUGGUCCCGGGGGUUGGGCAGCAGGACCCCAACAGCCACCAGCCAACUGCCCCCCAGGGCUUCAGUACUUGGCCCAAGUAGAUCAACUGCUCGUCAAACAGAAGGUGGAGGGUUUUGAAGCUGUGACAGGAAUUGAGACCAACAACAAGUACGAGGUGAUGAACUCUCUCGGACAGAUCGUGUAUAGAGCUCAUGAAGAUACCUGUUGCUGUACCCGUAACUGUUGUGGAGCAAAGCGACCAUUUGACAUCAAGAUCACAGACAACACUCACAAAGAGGUCAUUCACCUGUCCCGAGGACUCAGGUGUUCUUCUUGUUGGUUUCCCUGCUGUCUACAGAAAGUUACUGUUGAAGCUCCACCAGGAAAGGUCAUCGGGUAUGUGUCACAGUCCUGGAGCUGUUGCAAGCCACGUUUCUGCAUUGAGAAUGCCGCAGAGGAAACUGUGCUGAGGAUUGUGGGCCCGUGCUGUACAUGGAACAUGUGUGGAGAUAUUGAGUUUGAUGUUUACGCGGCAGAUGAGGAGACAUUCGUUGGUCGUGUGACGAAGCAGUGGUCGGGACUUGCAAAGGAAGUGUUUACUGAUGCUGACAACUUUGGAAUUUCGUUUCCACUCGACUUGGACGUUAAUGUCAAGGCUACCCUGAUGGGGGCAGUGUUUCUUAUUGAUUUCAUGUUCUUUGAGAAUAACACAAAGAAAGAUGAUAAAGGAAAGAAAACGUUAUCAGGAAGUGCCUAAUCCUUUGGAAGUCGAGGUGUCAUUGCUCACAUCAUUGGAGAUCAAAGUUCACCUUUCUGCAUCAUAUAAUUUGAUGACGAUAUAUCUUAUGUUGUAUGACACAAACUGACCAACAUAUUGUGGAAACUCAUUUACUAGUAAUGUUCUAAAUGCUGAAGUCGUUGAAAAUAGUUAGUUCUGAUCUCUUCUUUGAAAACACUGUCAUUAUUUUUGGAAGAUGAUAAGGCUGUUCUGCUUGGCUAAAUGAGAUGCCAAAGGCCCAGUACUCUGUAUAAACUUGUACAUGUAACCUAGGCUGAGUAUAUAUGGGCUCUUCUUAUUUUUUGAUUAUUUCUUUAUGUUUGUUCUUGUUAAUGGCCCUGAAUGACUAAAAUUGUGAAUUGGCUGUGAAACAAAAACAUAUUUUAUUUCCUUAUUUACAGAAAAAAUUAUUGAAAAUGAUAUUUAUAUUACACCUUCAUCUGUGGAAUGUGUAGUACAUGUUUUUGUAUCACACACUAUUAUUUGGUUGUUCUAUUUAUAUAUGAUUUUAUAAAACAAACACACAUUUACAUAUGUACCAUUAUCAUUUCUUGCUGCCUUUAUAGUUAUAACAAGUUAAAAAUAUUUUUAGACCAACAAUUCUCUGUCCUGAAAUCUGCUGAUUGUCUUAUGUUGUACCCAUUGGUUUUUCCCUUUUUCUAAUUAGAUGCUUUGAUGGGCAUUGUAGUUGUACUGUUAGAUGGACGAUAUUUUUUCUCUUUUAAAACAAUAAAGAAAAACUGUAUGAAGAAACUUGUGAAUGUUAUUACGAUAUUGAUUGCUUUUAUAGUAUUCUGGUUGUAAAUUACAGUAACAUUAUUUGAUUUUGAGGACUUAAAAAUUCUAAAAUAGUGCUGCUGGGUUUUUAGAAACUGUAAAAAUAAUACUAAUAGAGAAGCUUCUCCUUCUAAUAAUACUCUCUAAGUUCAAUCUUUUAUAGAAAAUGUGUAUAAUUGUACAUAUAUAAUACCUCAAAGUAACUCAAACAAUCAUGUUGAAAUAUCUUUUAAAACUUUGUUGGAUGUUGUAAAAUAUACUUCCAACAUCUAAACAUUUAUUUCAACCAGUUACACUUUGUAGGAAGUGCAACCUUUUUAAAGGCUUUCAUCUGUUUGAGCCAGUUUCUUUGUAGAAAAGCGUUUAUAUAAAUGUUGUGCCUUAUUUUCAAACAGUUAUUGUGGCACUUGAUUUUGAGGUAUUACAUAACUUUACAUCCUAUUUUAUAAUAUGUGUCUUACUAAUGAUUUAAACUUCUCUUGUCUUUGAUUUGAGUAAACUAUGAUAAACUAGCUAGAAAGUCAUCAAAAUAUUCCCGACUUAGUUAUUAAAUAUCCUUGUUUUCUUUCAUCAUCACAUUAUUAUCCUGUCUUUAAUUGGUUGGCGGUUUAUACUUAAAGCAUUUAAGUGUAACUCAUUUAUAGUUGCAGUAUCAUGUGUAUGAUUUGUACGUAACGAUUGUGUUAUUUAUAUGUUUUUUCUGAACAACGUUGUCACCAACCUUGACAACUAAAUCUUCAAUAAUAUAAAUCAUCUUCAUUCAGUGACUUUUAAUUUUCGAUAAGAAUUAUUUUGAGAGAUGAUUUAAUGUUUUUGAAAUACCUACGGACAAUUAUGAUUUAAAAAAAUAUAGUGUGACGAAAGAGCAGAUUGUAUUUGUAACUUUCUUGAAAUGUUCACACUAUAUCUGUGGUACAUAUACAUGCAUUAGAUUGUGGCAACUCUACUAAUACAGAAAUGUGUAUCUCUUUGUAGUGAAUCAGUAAUUGCUGUUUGUGAUGUGUUAAGUUCUCUAGUAUUGAUGACGUAUAUCUUUCUGUGUGUGAAGUUCCCUGGUAUUGAUGACGUAUAUCUAUCUGUGUGAUGUUCCCUAGUAUUGAUGACGUAUAUCUAUUAUAUCUAUCUGUGUGAAGUUCCCUGGUAUUGAUGACGUAUAUCUAUCUGUGUGUGAAAUUCCCUGGUAUUGAUGACGUAUAUCUAUCUGUGUGAAGUUCCCUAGUAUUGAUGACGUAUAUCUAUUAUUUCUAUCUGUGUGAAGUUCCCUAGUAUUAAUGACGUAUAUCUAUCUGUUGUAGUUGUUGUUUUGAUGACUACUACUGUUGUAGUUUGUUAUGACUUCAUAUCUUUUACAUUAUGAUUUACGUUGUACAUAUACCUAACCUUGAUAUUUCACCAACUACUUUAGAUUAACUAAUGGCAUUUUAAUAUAUAGGUUGAAUUACUUUCUUGUUGUACACAUACAUAUUUUUCGUUUCAGUAAAGGGUGGAUAUAUUUUUUAAAAAACCACUGUUUUUACGAUGUUGAGCCUUUAAUGUGUCCUUUUGUUACUAAAUUGAAAUUGAAUCCUACACAUUAAGGGUAGGGUAUACAGCUGUUGUUGAAAGAUGAUAAAAAGUGAUUCAUGAUAUUUUAUGGUCCUGAACCCUUUCACCCCUAUGCAACUUUAGUAGAUUCUACCAUGCAUUGAUAUGGAAGAGUCCAUUAUGGUCUAAAGUGGUGAAAGGGUUAAAGUUUAAUUUUGCUGUAUAACAUGAAUUUAAGAUUUCAUAAGAAUUUUUUCCUAAAAGUUCAAUAUUAUAGACUGAAUCAUUACAAUAUAAUUUUAUAACCCUUUAAAUUGAUUCUUACUUGAUAACAAUUCUGUAUGUAUGAAAACGAUCUGUUUAUUAUAGCUAUGUGCCUCUGCUGUAAUGGGUCAAGACUUUUCUUUUUGAAAAAUAUUUCUGUGAAGUUUGUUGAAACCUUUUUUACCACGUAUGAGAUAAUGUAAUUUUUAGGAUUUUUUUUUAUAUAUUCCAAAAUUUUGAUUUAGUCUGAUUUUUAAAGUUCUACACCCUGAUAUUAUGUACAAUGUACUGUUGUAUACAUGUGUUUCCCAACACAUAUUUGUAUUACAUGUAUCUAUGUAGGACAGUUACAUAGAAUAGAUUUAUAAAGAUAAUUAUAGAUGAAGAACUCACUGUAUAUAUUUCUGGCUUUUAUCUUUUGUCUUGAUAUAUAUGUAUACAUAUAAAUUACUCCAGUCAUUAAAAUCUUACAUGAAGCCUUA
This is a messenger RNA of Mizuhopecten yessoensis (Yesso scallop), 4043 nucleotides long. Its product is annotated as phospholipid scramblase 1-like. The transcript has 9 exons. NCBI's taxonomy places the organism in Eukaryota, Metazoa, Mollusca, Bivalvia, Pectinida, Pectinidae. Gene Ontology annotation, molecular function: phospholipid scramblase activity. The coding region runs from base 130 to 975 and encodes 281 amino acids. The record is from RefSeq and is a predicted model, not a curated record. Gene Ontology annotation, biological process: plasma membrane phospholipid scrambling. Gene Ontology annotation, cellular component: plasma membrane.